GACUGCGGGGCAAUGGCGGACGAGAUCAGGAAAGCGCAGAUCGCUAAACCCGGCGGCGACACCAUCUUCGGCAAAAUCAUUCGCAAGGAAAUCCCCGCCAAAAUCAUCCACGAGGACGAUCAGUGCAUUGCUUUUCAUGAUGUUGCACCACAGGCUCCAACACACUUCCUAGUGGUUCCAAAGAAACCGAUUGCCCAAUUGUCUGACGCAGAUGAGUCCGAUGCACCACUGCUGGGGCAUUUGAUGAUCAUCGGUAAAAAGUGUGCACAGGACUUGGGCUUAAGCAAGGGAUACCGGCUUGUCCUAAACGAAGGGGUGCACGGUGGUCAGUCUGUUUACCACAUUCAUCUCCACAUCUGUGGCGGACGCCAAAUGGAUUGGCCGCCAGGUUAAUCGUCUACCGCAUGAGUAUGCUGUACACAGUCAUGGUGUUCAGAGCAGCACUUAUUGUACAAAGCACUGGAUACAAAGCUUGUCUAUGGUUACAUAUUGCUUGUGUCCAUAACCACCAUCACUGUGUUUUCCUUCGAGCUUGUUGUUUUUGAACACGUUGAAAAAUAAAUUCACUGCAUGUGG
Molecule: messenger RNA, 576 nt
Organism: Callorhinchus milii (elephant shark)
Lineage: Eukaryota; Metazoa; Chordata; Chondrichthyes; Chimaeriformes; Callorhinchidae
Gene: hint1
Product: histidine triad nucleotide binding protein 1
Exons: 3
Coding region: 13-393 (126 amino acids)
Biological process (GO): purine ribonucleotide catabolic process
Cellular component (GO): nucleus; cytoplasm
Molecular function (GO): hydrolase activity
Source: RefSeq, marked provisional